UCCAAAGCAAAUAUGUAUUUUACCCAGGUCUGACUCAAACCAACCCACCCAAUCAUAGCUGUUCUCAAACCAACCCACCCAAUUACUACUGUACUCAAACCAACCCACCCAAUCACCACUGUACUCAAACCAGCCCACCCAAUCACAGCUGUACUCAAAAAAACCACCCAAUCAACACCGUACUCAAACCAACCCACCCAAUCACGACUGUACUCAAAAAAACCACCCAAUCACCACCGUACUCAAACCAACCCACCCAAUCACGACUGUACUCAAACCAAACCACCCAAUCACCACUGUACUCAAACUGACCCACCCAAUCACCACUGUACUCAAACUAACCCACCCAAUCACCACUGUACUCAAACCGACCCACUCAAUCACCACUGUACUCAAACUAACCCACCCAAUCACCACUGUACUCAAACCAGCCCACCCAAUCACCACUGUACUCAAACCAACCCACCCAAUCACCACUGUACUCAAACCAGCCCACCCAAUCACCACUGUACUCAACCAACCCACCCAAUCACCACUGUACUCAAACUGACUCAAUUACCACUGACUCAGCCAAUCACCAUUUUUACCAAAACUGACUCAGCCAAUAACCAUUUUACUCAACCCAGCCAACCGACCCAACCACCAGUAGGUUUAACAGACGAGUAGUGCUGGUGACAGUCCCGUAUGGCAGGAUUCAGGGUAUGUGAAUAGGGAGAGUGAACACUUCACUGUGAUGCCGUGGAAACCAGGUAUGACAAAAGCACCCGGUCACACACCCCCUCACUGCACUCAGUAAACCGAACAAGGGCAAUCAGUGUCUCUGCUUCUGUCUUACAGCCUCCUGCAGCCAAGUGCAGGUCUGAUGUCAGAAACGUGGGCUCCCCUGUGCCGCGCUAAAGAGAUUACAAAGCCUAACGCCACCUUAAUCCCGCUUCCCAUUAGAGAGAACAUAAUGCCACCUUUAUCCCUGCUCCCGCCAGAGAGAGAAGGGGAGAGCGCCUUUCAACGCCUCGCCACAUCGCACCUCAAGACGCGCGAACGAGGAGGCAGAGGUUCCACCGGGGCUUGGCCGCGAGUUCAAGUGCGAACGCGGGGAGGGAGAUACAGAGCCGGAGGUCUGAUUUAGGAGCUCUGGAAACGGGGUCCUGCAGGGUCAAAGAGGAGGAGGAAGACCUGUGGAUUCAGCGACAAGACCCUGGGCUCUGAUCGGCUUUUUAACCAUUUUUAAGAGGUUAAGGGAGCCCCGGCAUGAGUGGACUGGCAGGAGCCGGCGAAGCCGGGGUGGACUUCGGGAGCCGUUCCUGAAGCAGGCGAACGCUACCUGUGCAGAAUGACUGCGGCGUACGUGGACAGGAGGCCUGCGCUGGGGGGCGGAGCCCGCGGCCGGCAGAUAUGCCAGGGCGGCUCGGAGCAGCGCGCAGGAGAGGGGAGGCAGCCGCGCCCCCUCACCCCCCUCCAGAGGCUCAACCUGGCCAUGUGCCAGGACGAGAAGACCAUCCGCGAGCUGGCCGUGGGCCGUCGGCUCGGCCUCUACAAAGUGCGCGGCGAAAUCGGCCGGGGGAGCUUCUCCAGCGUCAAGCUGGGCAUCCACGCCCUCACUACAGAUAAAGUGGCCAUAAAGGUGCUGGAGAAGAGCCGGUUGGAUGAGAACGCGCAGCGGCUCCUGUGCCAGGAGGUCGCCAGCAUGGAGCGGCUGCACCACCCGAAUGUCAUCCGCCUGUACGAGGUGCUGGAGACGCCGUCCCGCCUCCACCUGGUCAUGGAGUACGCCGAGGGGGGCGAGCUCUACGCCCGGAUCAGUGCCAAGGGCAAGCUGCCCGACGCCGAAGCCAAGCUCGUCUUCGCCCAGAUCGUCUCCGCCGUCAAGCACAUGCACGAAAGCGACAUCGUCCACCGGGACCUGAAGGCGGAGAACGUGUUCUACACGCGCGGCGGCUGCGUGAAGGUGGGGGACUUCGGCUUCAGCGCCGCGUGCGGGCGGGCCCAGACCCUCAGCACCUUCUGCGGCUCCGCCCCCUACGCCGCCCCGGAGCUGUUCCGGGACGGGAGCUACGCGGGCGCGCCGGUGGACGCCUGGGCGCUGGGCGUGCUCCUGUUCUUCGCGGUGACGGGCGCCAUGCCCUUCCGGGCCGACACCGUGCCGCGGCUGAAGCGGCGCAUCCUGCGCGGCGCCUACGCCGUCCCGCCGGGCGUGCCCGCCCCCUGCCGCCGGCUCAUCGCCGCCAUCCUCCGCCCGCUGCCCGCCGAGCGCUGCACCGCGGAGCAGAUGGGCGGCAGCGAGUGGCUCCUGCCCGUCGCCCUCCCCCCCCCGAUCGGGCGCUUCCGCCUGGACCCCGCCUUCCUGGCGGAGGCGGGGCCGGGCGAGCUGGACGAGGACGAGCUGGAGGCGCGGGCCGCCCUGGAGGAGCUGGGCAUCACCGCCGAGCACGUGCGUAACAACCGCGACAAGUGCCGGCGGGGCGGCCUGGCGGGGGUCUACCGCAUCCUGCUCCACCGCGCCCACAAGCGCCGGGGCCUGGAGGCCCCGCCCACCCUCCGCCUCCCCGUGGCCGACCCCCGCGGGGACUGGAUCCGAGCAUACUGGCACCUGCACCACACCUCCAAGCUCUGCACCAUCGCGUAAACCCCACGCCGUCCGCGAGAGUUUUAGUAUGACUUACAUUUCAGAUGUGCCACACCUUGAUUGUGCUUGUGAUAUUUGCGCUUUGUCAAAACUUCAUGGACUGCAAUGAACUGCAAAGGUUGUUAUUUGAUGAUGCCAUAUCUCCACUGCAUUCUCAACUUUGAGUUUAAAACUUGAAUAA
This is a messenger RNA of Anguilla anguilla (European eel), 2804 nucleotides long. RefSeq names its product serine/threonine-protein kinase NIM1-like. Gene Ontology annotation, biological process: microtubule cytoskeleton organization; intracellular signal transduction; protein phosphorylation. Gene Ontology annotation, cellular component: cytoplasm. The coding region runs from base 1331 to 2623 and encodes 430 amino acids. Lineage: Eukaryota; Metazoa; Chordata; Actinopteri; Anguilliformes; Anguillidae. The transcript is spliced from 5 exons. Gene Ontology annotation, molecular function: tau-protein kinase activity; protein serine/threonine kinase activity; ATP binding. The record is from RefSeq and is a predicted model, not a curated record.